Leopardus geoffroyi (Geoffroy's cat) is the source of this 8554-nucleotide messenger RNA. It is a transcript of the gene CALN1, whose product is annotated as calneuron 1. The transcript is spliced from 6 exons. The coding region runs from base 717 to 1376 and encodes 219 amino acids. Gene Ontology annotation, molecular function: calcium ion binding. The record is from RefSeq and is a predicted model, not a curated record. NCBI's taxonomy places the organism in Eukaryota, Metazoa, Chordata, Mammalia, Carnivora, Felidae.
CAGGUUGCGCUGCCUGGAAACCAAGGGAGCCAUUGGAGAGGCGAAGGGGUGGGGGUGGGGGCUCCCCGUCCCUCGGAGCAGCCGGGGCGCGGGUGGCCGACGCGAGCCCUGGACCCCGGCUCCUGUCGCGGCCGGAGGCAGAGCGGGGACGGCGCUGCGGGCGGCCUCCAGGCCCCGGGGGGCCCGCCGGGGAGGAGCCGGGGAGGAGGCCGGAGCUGCAUGGAGUUUCUAGGGCGCGCAACUCCGGCGGGGCCUCGGCCACUGGGCUCCGGGGCGCAGCGAGACAGCCGCGCACAUGGGCUGAGCCCGCGCGCCGGGGCUCUGCACGGCCAGCGGGAGCGGGAGGGGUAGAGGAGCGCGCCGUGCCGGGGUGCGGGGCACGCGUCCCCAGACGGGAGCAGAGGACAAGGACAGGGAGGAGCGUGCCCGGAUCGCGCUCCGAGCCGACGAGGGGCUCGCGCCGGCCCGGCGCGCGCUUGGGGAGCGGCCCGGGGCGCCGUGGGAGCCGGCGGCAGCGAGGAUGCCGGCGCGGGGACGCGGCUGCCGGCUGGGGGUGUGAGCGCCAGGCUGAGCGCUGCCCGCCGGCGCCUGCGGCCGCGCCGCCCCCUCCCUGCGGGCCUCGGAGGAAGCCCCCCGCGCCGCGCGGAGGCGCCUCGGAACCCGGGCUUCGGGGCAGCGGGCCGCGCGGCCGGCCCCGGCCCAGCCAGAGGGAGAAGAUGCCUUUCCACCAUGUGACCGCUGGCUUGUUGUACAAGGGGAAUUACCUCAACCGAUCUCUGUCCGCGGGCAGCGACAGCGAGCAGCUUGCUAAUAUCUCCGUGGAGGAGCUGGACGAGAUCCGAGAGGCCUUUCGGGUUCUGGACCGAGAUGGCAACGGCUUCAUCUCCAAGCAGGAGCUAGGAAUGGCCAUGCGCUCUUUGGGGUACAUGCCGAGUGAGGUGGAACUGGCCAUCAUCAUGCAGCGCCUGGACAUGGACGGGGAUGGCCAGGUGGACUUUGAUGAAUUCAUGACAAUUCUUGGCCCCAAACUCGUGUCUUCCGAAGGUCGCGAUGGUUUUCUCGGAAACACAAUAGACAGCAUAUUCUGGCAGUUCGACAUGCAGAGGAUAACUCUGGAGGAGCUGAAGCACAUCCUCUACCACGCCUUCCGGGACCACCUGACAAUGAAGGACAUCGAGAACAUCAUCAUCAACGAGGAGGAGAGCCUGCAGGAGACCUCGGAGAACUGCCAGACAGAGUUUGAAGGAGUGCAUGCGCAGAAACAGAACAGGCAGACCUGCGUCCGCAAGAGCCUCAUCUGCGCCUUCGCCAUGGCCUUCAUCAUAAGCGUCAUGCUGAUCGCGGCCAACCAGAUCCUCCGGAGCGGCAUGGAGUAGGCCGCCCCCCACCGGGCUGCGUGCCCAGCUCACCGCGCAUGCGCAUGCCCAGCGGGCAGACUCUGUUCCUCCGCAAAAGCAGAUACGGUUGCAGACCAGGCACGGUAGGGCGAAGACCCCCCCCAAGGCUGCAGUGCAACAGGUGUUGCCCAUUCACUUCAUCUCCUUGGCAGGGACACCAAAGGGCUGUCUUAAAUGCUUUAAUGGUUUUGUUUCCUAAUGCAAUAAAAUAGCCAGGAGUUCCCAGUGACUGCUUCAACCACCCCUAGGAACUCUGAAGAGAGACUUCAUUUCCAUCCCGGGAUUCCAGGGGCCACCCAGGCUGGCGGUGUAAGAGAGCAAGGGCGAGGCGUCAGCCCGCGGCCACCUCCGUGCCCCCCGUCCUUUCAACCCCAGGGGUCCGCUGGAGACUCCCGGCUGCGGGAACCCUCAGUCCCAAGAGGCUGGCUGCUGGGUUGCUACGGAAGAGGGGGCUUCCUUCCUCCACCCAGUGGAGCCCCCCCCCCCACCCCCCACCCCAAGGCGUGAGGGGAAAGCCAUCGAGCGGGGUGCAGCGCCGCACCCCUUCGCUUCCGUUCUUACUGCCUUUUCUAGAGGACUCUUGUUGGCAGAGUUGGGGAGCUCUCGGUUUCCGUCGGCACUUGGCUUUCUGUUCCUAGAGCCCAUCGCGCACCAGCAUUUUGGAAUCUGCAGAGAGCCUUUCUCCCGGCUUUUGCCACCUGUGCUGCCAUUAGUGGAAAAAAAAAAAAAAGCAUUCUCGUGGGCAUCCCUGUAACAUAGACAUGUAGACAGACGUAUAUACUGGGCUCCUUCGUGUGUGACAUCCCCCUUUCCUAAUCGCUUACUCCCGGUAUAAGCUCGUCCUCCGACAUGCGUCCCCGCCUCUUUCGGGUGGGCCAGGUAGUUCGGGGGUGGGGGGUGCGGGGAGGGCCUGGGACCCUCACACCCCACUCGCCCGGAGUCACGGAGCCCGAACCCGCCUCCGUGCCAGCAGACCUCGGUCAGCGAAGGGCCUCGAGCACCUUAUCUUCUCCUCCAUUUCCAACUUGCUUUGUUAGUCCUCCCCUGAGCAAAAGAGAAAUACGGUCCACAGUGGAAAGACGGAAACGUACAUCACCUCUUGCAGCGGUCAGAUUCUGCAACUGACUCGUUUUCCCCCCACCCGGGGAAACAAAGAGACGUGAAGCAGCGCAGCCAGCAGGUAAUUCGCUCCUGCCUGCGGAGUACUUCUGCUGGGGGGGAGGGACCCGAACCCCAGGGUCCCUCUUCGGUGGCAUGUCAACCUGUAGUUUUCCGACUUUUCCCAGACGCCGUAUCAGCCACCGCUAUUGAUUCAAGCUUGCACAGUCCGAUCGGCCCAUAACCUUUCCAUGCCGUGUUUUCCUUUGCACUUUUCCAAGCUCAGGUCUUUAUUUCUGUAGUAGAAUGGUGUCGCGCCCCUUUCUUUCCAUUGCAUCCUGAAGCUACGUGCUUUUUCCCUCUCCCUUUUCCCCUGUCUUCCAGUAUGGAGGUGCCAGAAUGUCUCAUCUCUAGGUUUUGCGGGGGGGGGGGUCCCCUGAACCCCUCCUUCUCCGUUUUCUCCCUUUCUGCCUUUUCCAACCUGACUUGUCCUUUUAGGGUCUUUUUCCAGUUCGACUCUGCAAGCACUUCCUGCAGCAGCCUGGGGUGGGGGGCGGGUUGGGGGCAGCUGUAGAAACUUCCCCACGGUGGGAGCCCACAAAUAUUCCUGAUGAGCACAAGUAAAACUAGGGUUUGAGCCAUAGUACGGAGCAGGUGUGAGCUCCCGAGAGCCCUGGGGGUUGAGGGUCCUGCUGGGAAAAUGCCCAGAGUCUUACGGGGAGUUCCUUCCAGGCCAAGGAAGGCAACAGCCUGCCUCUCCCCCUUGCCCGCUCCAUCCUGCCACAAUACCCAGUGCACGUCUGCCUCCUCUCUCUCCCCCUGCCCGACUCCCCACGGUCCCUUCAGGAUGGGCUUCCAGAAGGAGGACAGGUCCGAGCGCAGAACACUAACACAGAAGACGACUGCGUCAUUAGGUUUUGCCCCAAGUGGCUUACCUUCCCCCCCACAACUGGACUUGGAUGGGAAGGACCCCCUGAACCUCUAGGCCGUGCCCUCCUGGGGAGCCAGACUAAAUAGAGACCCCGGAAGGACUCCCAAAGGCCGCUGCCCCGUGAGAGGGGAUCGCAACGCUUCUUCAAAGGCUGGCUGUCUGCAAGUUCUGUGCCUCCCCCUGGAGAACCGGGUCCCCGAAGGAUGUGCGGCUUAGAAGAGAAAUGAGCCGCUGUGCAGGGGCGGAGAGUAAAGAGAGCUCUGGAGAGGCACCAACAGCCUGUUCGAGGCCUCAGCAUCCUCUCCCUGAACAGGACCCUUUUCCUCUCCCAGUGACCCGCGAAUCCUACCCAGGAGGGAUUCGAGGAGCAGGGGUCCCUUGCAGGGAGAGAGGACAAAAAGGAAGCUAUAGAACUUUCCUCUGGGGUGGGCUGGAAUUGACCUGCCACCAUGGUGGCGUCACGCAUGGUACCCAGGAGCUGAAGUGUGGGGAGACAGCCCAGAGUUAGAGGCGCUCCUGACCCUUUGGGAGGCGAGAGCUUGUGUCUGCGAAGUGAGCCCUGGCUGCUUUGCCUGGACAGUCUUUCAGAGGUGUCGGGAUUCUUUGUAAGACUUAAGAUGUUGACUUUCUGCAGCCCCACCCCAGGUCCUGUCCAUUCCAGAGCUACUUCAGCCCCGUGCCCCCCCCCCCACCAUGCGCACACACACAGCACUUAUGAUGCUCAUGGUUAAAGCGUGGCUCAUUCUUGCUGUAAGAACACAUGCCCCCCAGACCACACAAGGGAUGAUCGGGGAGGCAUUUUGCUAGGGGCACAAGGGAUGCAGACCCUGGUCCCCUUGGCCCCACAAAAAAGCUGUCUCCUAUCACUCCAGAAGCAGACAGAGCCCCCAGACAGGACCCAGCACGGGAACUAUUAGAAGUGGCUUCCAGAAUGUGCGUGGGUCCCACGUGACCAAUCUGUAAAAAAAAAGAGGGGGGUGAUGUUGCCAUGGCAACCCUAGCAUUCCACCCUGAGUUUGCCAAGGCACACAAAAAUAGGGAACAUUUUCUUAAAGAACACCGGGCUCCGUGCACCCAUAUCCCCCCUGGUGGGGUGAAUUACUCUCAAAAAAAUCUGGCGGUUUCUCUGCCUUCUCUGGUGUUUCGAAACCGUCCUUCCACGUGGUCAGGAGAACAGGAGCUACCUAAAAGCCGGGUGGUAUUCUCCCCACCCCGCCUCCUCCCCCCCACCCUUCCCAGGGCCCAGAGCAAGGACCCCUUCAUCUGGGCGAAAAGGCAGAAAUGUCAUUUGGAAGGCAAAAAAUAUUUUAAGCCUCAAUCUUUAAAAGCAUCUGUUGGCCUGUUGAGACGGCUCUCCCACAAGCCAGAAAUGUGACCUGAAGUGAACUGAGGUUUACGUGGGGUCUUAGGCAAGCCCAGAGGCUUCUGAACUUUCUAGGUGUUUUAUUUGCAGAGAACAAGAAGUGUACCGCGAGGCACGUCCUUUCUCCAUACCUGUCCCCCGUCUCAAGUCGCACAUGACGAGUGGUCUGUCGCGGUUAGCCAGAGAACCUAGUGAAAGCUGGCAAGGUCAUGCUGGGGGUCAUGCCCCUCACCUCCCAUGCAGAGAAUCGUUAAGUGGGAGGGGGAAAUUUCUCGUUCAUUCUAAAUGCCUUCUCUAGGCUUCAGUUCAGACUCAGGUUAUAAAUCAAAGCGAGUUUUGCUCUUAGCUUGUAGCUGGCAGCCUCCCCGGGACCAUGACUGAAGAGGGAGGGUGUGAUGGCCAAGCACAGGUCCUGGGGUUGGCUGGCCUGGCCACGUGUGUGGCUACAUGUCAUGAAACCCUGUUUCUGCUGUGCCAUUUUCUCUCCACGGUCGCGGUCGCUGCUGAGCUCUGCUCCUCCCAGCUGGAGGUCCCCAACCAGACUGGGUCAUUUCACUGCACUGUUUCUCCAAAAGCCCAUGGCGAUAGUAUUACUCACCCUGCUCCACGGAGUUGUAGGGAGAUCUGGAACCCCACUGCAGGGAACAGUCCCUUUUCCCAUAGCGCCACGAUGAUACAGACGGGCCGAGCCUAGGCUUCUGGACUCGGGCACAUACCGGUUGUAUUCCCAGGAGGACUACUCUCUGGAGAACGUCUGUCUGCAGUGACCCGAGUUCACAACUUUCCCGUUGGCCUCUUCAGGGAUCCUCACAGGGCUAAGAGUCUGGAACCUUAAGCCCUCGCCAUAGCCGUCUUUCCUCACCUCCUCAUUACUCGGCUGUCCCAGAAGGGGUCGGGGGGGGGGGAAGGGGGGGAGAUCCAUCAGAAAUAGCAAAGUAACAUUUUUCAGCAGCUAGGAUUUUCCAGUGGAAUUAUUUGAACCACUAGCAAAGUGGAGGAGGGGCGGGCUGCCCCUUGUGGACCCUGUCUCCACAGCCAUCUAAAUGUCAGAACCGUCCAACUUCAACUUCAUACUUCCUUUGACUAAAUCACUCAGGGGACUGUCCUCAGCUAUGUGGCCUUGCCAUUGACACUUGCUUGGGGGAGGAAUAAGGUCAAAUGCACACACCAGCCACACACUUCUCUUAGUCUGCCGUGCUCGUUUGCUAAUGCGCAUGGCCACAGCGCAUGACUAUGGUUUCUACUUUAUACUGGUUUGGGACCCUCUUUCUAUGGUCUCAAGGGACGCGGUGACAAAGCUCGGAAAGUCUUCACGGCAAAAUUAAUUUGAUUCCGUUGGCUUGAGGUAAUAGCGGCAAAGAAUCAGGGUUUGCCAGUCCCAUAAGACAGCCCUCUGGACCCGGACAAGACUCGCCCAGCCCCCUGCCCCCUGCCUGCCCUGACUUUGGGUAGCUUAAUCGGUUCAACACCCAUGGUGGGUGGAGCCCUCAUCCGCCUCUUUUCCUUGAGCUUGAUGGGUUGGCUUUCAAAACAGUGCUUCUCACAAUGUUAGAAGUUAUUAUCUGAGUGAAAGGGCUGCAGGGCUGGGAUUUUCCAGGGGAGUAGAGGAGGAGGCCAAUUAGGAAGGAAUAUUCCAGGGAAUGAAAACUUCAAGGGUGGUGUUGCUGCAUCACUGGACCUGUGAGAGAAAAAGGAAGAUUGUGAAGGGCUGCAGAGGCUGGUCUCUGGACGCUUUUCCUGAAUCUGUGGCCUGCCGGGGACUGAGUGCCACGGGGCUGCCCAUCAACCUGACCCCAGUGACACGGGUGGUGGCAGACGUCAAGUGGAGGCCGUAGCUCGUCUUUCCUUGGGGGAUGGGACAUCUGCCAAGCUCAAAAUGCCUCCCCCCCCCGGGGGGCAUUGUGUCUGGGCUCAGACCAGUUGAACUGAGGCCAGGAGAGCGGAGGGUAAAGCCAGACGUAAGGGAGCACGAUCGCGUGCAGGACCUCACGUGUUUCGGCCGCCCACCAGCCCGAUCAUUUGAGUGACGUUCCCUUCCUGGCCUCAGCUCUCUCAUCGCUAAAGCAAAAGGAAAGGGAAACCAGAAGAGCCCGCCCAUCGUGAUUCUGUCUGUCUGAAACAAGUCAAGAUGAUGCCUAGAGUUGAGAGGGGCCGGAUUCCCGCGUGAACUGGGGACUGGCGGUUUCUUUUCUCACACGGGUCCCAAGAGGCAGUUGUAAUAAAAGAUCUCUUUUGGUGUCCGUUGUCUGUAGGUGAAACAAUGCAAAUUGGUUUCCGUCAAAUGCGUGGUGUGUUGCAAGUAAGAGGUUUUGUUGACUCCCUAAGGUCUUGCUGACUCAAGGGAACAUCAGAGAUGGGCUUAGCCAGGGUGAAAAGUAAGGGGAUUUGAUCACUUGAUGGCAGAUCACGGGCAUGAGAAUUCCGGGAUCAGUAGAGUGAAACAAAGCCAGAUCCCAGGACAAAGUGGGUGUCUCUCCAUCUGAGAAAGCCUAACUGGAAGCUACUGAAUAAAGAGCACAACUUCCGGUCAUUUCUUUUUUCUUUUUCUUUUUUUUUUUUUUUUUUUUCCUGGCCAUUCCGGUAUAUGUGAUAAUGGUUUGCAAUUAUUCCUAACACUGCAGAAGGGAGAGAGUCACCGUCUCUCACGAUUGUCAGGAAGGAGAUUAGCAGUCUGGGGAGACCAGCCGCUGCGGGAUGGUCUCUUGGAGGCUGAGGGAUGCUGAGCACAGGUGCCUGCUUUGGAAACACCGACCCUGGUGAGGGGUGGAAGGCAGGACAAGAGUGACCGCUGGACGCAUAAAAUCCCUAGCCCUUCUGCCCCAUGACAACAUAACAUCCUAGGUUUCUGUCCCUUUACCUCUACCUGAAUUGGACUGAGAUUUUCACAUAAGCUUGUUUUCAUAGAAGCCCUACUGACCUUCCCUGGAAAGACCCAGAUUGGUCCGGAAAGGAACGGGUCCUCUCGGCUCCUGGUAGAAUCUUACACAAGCCAGGGUCUCUUGGCUCUCCCCAAAGAAAAUCAAAGAAUAUUCCUCCUUUCUGACUUGGAAAUCUGGUUUCAGGGGUCCUUGAAUGGCUUCUUAGUGGGGUUUGACUUCCCCCCCACCAGUUCUGAAAAGAAGAAGCUGUUUAUCCAAGGACUAACCAAAGACCGUGCCCUUGGAUGGAAAUCAGAUCCAGAAAGUCUGGUCAGGCAGUGGGCUGGCAAAUUGUCAUCUUUUGAGGAUGGGAGGGGGUGGGGUCAGUGAGCCUAGGAGUCAUUAGACUGGAGACGUGACUUGUUUCUGAAAGCACAGUAUAGUUAGUGGCUGGAUGCAGACUGGAGCACAGCUGAGGAUCCUAGGAUCGGUAUGCCUGGAGCCUGACAGCUCUCGUUUCCAGAAUGGGGCCACUCAGACUGAAAUCCUGGGUCACAGUCUUCCCAUUUACCUCAUUCAUGUUCCUUUUUUUUUUUUUUUUUCCUCAUUCCGUGUUAGAUGAUUAUUUCUGCUAUUAAGUGAUGGGAGUCAGCAGACUAGUCAAAAGGAAAUCUUUAUAUAAAAUGUAAAUAUUAAUAUAAAUUAACUUGGCAUGCAACUUACUAAUCCAAUGAAGUAUAUAUUAUUAAUAUGUCCUCUUAGUGUAUAAAGGAAAACUGACUGCCAUAUUUACCAGAUGUUUUCUGUAACCAGACUUGUCUGUAAAUAUAUAAUCUGUAUAAAAAAAGAGUCUAAUUUACCAUUAUUUAUGCAAUAGAAAAAAUAAAAGUUUUUUUUUUUCUUUUGA